Molecule: messenger RNA, 1650 nt
Organism: Apiotrichum porosum
Lineage: Eukaryota; Fungi; Basidiomycota; Tremellomycetes; Trichosporonales; Trichosporonaceae
Exons: 10
Coding region: 1-1650 (549 amino acids)
Biological process (GO): carbohydrate transport; transmembrane transport
Cellular component (GO): membrane
Molecular function (GO): carbohydrate:proton symporter activity
Source: RefSeq, a predicted model, not a curated record
AUGACAGACAUAACAGACGUGAAGAUGGAGGAGAGUAUGAUCGAGUACAAGGAGGCGGAAAACGAACACACCGACUGGGACUUCCCGCCCAACCUGGCCAACUACCCCGAGCCGCCAACAAUUGCACUCAUCCAGCAAGGCUAUGCUCUGCUUGAUGACGACAAAGCCUUGAGCAAUGUCCAGGCACUCAAGGUUGGCUGGCGCCAGGUUCUCAACUGUGCACCCUUUAUUCUUUCAUGUAUUGGUCAAGGGUACGACUCUGGUGCUGCUUCAAUCAUUGCUUCCAUGCCUUCAUUCCUGGUGGACUUUGGCUCUCCCAAACCCGGCGAUCCAACUGCAAACUAUGUACCUUCCCUGUGGUUAUCCCUUUGGAGUGCCUUUGUCACCCUGGGAAUGGCCAUCGGCGCCGUUUCAUGUGGUACCCUCGUUGACCGCUUUGGCCCUCGCCGCACCUCCAUGGUCACCAGCACCCUCAUGAUCGCGGCCGUUUCGCUGCAGUGUUUUGCAGUCAACCGCAUCAUGCUUUUGUUUGGCAAACUCCUCGCGGGUAUCCCCAUGGGCAUCUUCAUCGUCUCGGCGAGCAACUUCAUCUCCGAGUCGGUCAACAUGAAGCUCCGUGCGCCGCUCUCGUCACUUAUUCCCUUCUCCACCAGUAUUGGAUUGGUCUUUGGCCUGACGACUGGAAACAUGAACCUCGGCCAAAUGGUUGCCUGGAAAUCAUGGCGCAUGACUCUGGCGUGCCAGUACAUUUUCCCAGCUCUCACUGUCCUUGGCCUCAUUUUUGCUGCCGACUCUCCCGUCUACGCGGUGAGGCAGGGGAAGCCCGCAGUGGCUCGCAAGAUGCUCGGAAAGCUUUACGGCAUCAAGGACGUGGAAGUCAUCAACGCUCGUCUGGCGGCCAUCCAGCACACUGUAGCUGCCGAGGAGAUGGCUCACGAGCACUACGGCAACGCCGGCUGGGCCGAGCUGAUGUCGAACCCGGUCGACGCUAAGCGCACGCUCACCAGCGUCGGUGUUUGGGUUGCUCAGGUCAUGGGAGGCAUGUCUUUCCUUGCCCAGGGAAUCUACUUCCUCUCGCAGCUUGAUAUCGAAUUUACAGUCAUUUUCGGCAUCACAGCUGGACUUGCAUCUCUCAGUGCGGUGGUCUCUUUCUUCACUGGCUACAUUAUUGAAUUUCUGGGUCGCCGCACCGUCUUCGUGUACGGAAACAUUGCACACACCUGCGUUUUGAUCGCUAUCGGCGGUUUGGGCUGGGCGAGUUCCCAGAAGGCGGGAUGGGCGCUGGCACUCCUUAUGAACCUCGCACUGUCCACGCAGGGCUUUGCGGUCAACGCGCCGGCAUACACGCUUAUGAACGAGCUGUCCUCUGUCCGUCUGCGUGCAAAGACACAAGCCGUUGCCACAUGUGCUCUCAACAUCUUUGCGUGCGCCUUCAACCUCAUGACCCCGUACAUCUUCCAGACCCCAGGAAACCUCGGCGCCAAGACUGCCCUCAUUUUUGCCGGUCUAAAUGUUUUCGUCGUUGUUUUCGGAUUCCUCUACGUUCCCGAGACGCGUAAUAGGACGGCUGCCGAAAUUGACGUACUCUACGAGAACCACAUCGCUGCCCGCCACUUCGCCAAGACAGACACCGCUGCUCUCAUGCACUAA